AUGGAAAUCCCCGCGAUUACGCCCAAAGCGGCCUCCGAGCUGCCUUCAUCCAGCAUUGUCAACACGCCUUCUCCCACUUCCUCUCCCUCAGUCACCCAGAUUCCUUCCGACCAGAUCGACACCGUCUUCGCCCGCACAACCAAUCUCGCUUCAUCCGCUCUCAGUAGCACCGUUCUCUCGUGCUCCAAUGACUACUUCGCCGCAGCUCCGAACUUGCUGAACCCAGGUCCUCCUGUCCACAAACCCGGUGUGUUCGUACACACCGGUGCCUGGUAUGAUGGGUGGGAGACGCGGCGGCACAACCCAGACCCGUAUGACUGGGUGGUGAUCAAGUUAGGAGUUGCCAGCGGAGCCAUCGAAGGCGUCGAGGUCGACACGGCGUACUUCGUUGGGAACUAUGGUGAGAAGGCAGAGCUCCAGGGCACGUAUGCGCCUUCUGGUAGCGGCGUAACGGACGAGGAGAUCGCAAAGGCAGAUUACAAGGGCUGGACAACCAUCCUGCCAGCGCAGGAGUGCGGUCCGUCUCAGCGACGGGCGUGGAAGCUGAACGACUAUGACCCGAAGAGUCCUAAGCCUUACACGCAUGUUCGCCUGCUGAUGUAUCCUGAUGGUGGAUUUGCGCGAUUGAGACUCUAUGGACAUGCAAUCCCUCCCGCACUUCCAUCGGAAACGGCCCUCUCGACCGUUGAAGAGCUCUCGUCGGCACUGGUGGGUGGCCUGGCCCUGUCUGCUUCAGACCAGCACUACACUCCAUGCUCGAAUCUGAUCCUCCCAGGCCGGGGCAAAGACAUGGGUGAUGGCUGGGAAACCGCACGGUCCCGCGCUCCUGGUCACGUCGACUGGGCGAUCAUCCGCCUGGGAUUACCUGGAUCCGUCAGCAAAGUGGUCGUCGACACGAAGGAUUUCCGCGGUAAUUUCCCGCGAACUAUCACAGUCCACGGCCUCGUGGAAGGCAAGGAAGACCCUAGCCACGACCACCCAGGAUGGGUGGAGCUAGUGAAGGGAGAGAAGCCCACCCAGGCUGAUACAGAGCACGUCUUUGAAGGAGACGACCUAGCUGUGGGAGGAGAGGAUACUCGUGUGUUCACCCAUGUCAAAUUGACCCUCAUCCCUGAUGGUGGCGUGAAGCGGCUCCGGAUCUUUGGUCGGAGAGCCAAUGUUGCUGCUUAA
This is a messenger RNA of Paecilomyces variotii, 1170 nucleotides long. Its product is annotated as putative allantoicase Alc. Gene Ontology annotation, molecular function: allantoicase activity. The transcript has a single exon. Bases 1 to 1170 code for a protein of 389 amino acids. The record is from RefSeq and is a predicted model, not a curated record. Gene Ontology annotation, biological process: allantoin catabolic process. NCBI's taxonomy places the organism in Eukaryota, Fungi, Ascomycota, Eurotiomycetes, Eurotiales, Thermoascaceae.